Rhizophagus irregularis DAOM 181602=DAOM 197198 is the source of this 1714-nucleotide messenger RNA. NCBI's taxonomy places the organism in Eukaryota, Fungi, Glomeromycota, Glomeromycetes, Glomerales, Glomeraceae. The record is from RefSeq and is a predicted model, not a curated record.
UUCAUAAUAUUAAAUAUAUUGCAAAAGGUGGGUUUGGAAAAGUAUAUAGUGCGAAUUGGUUUGUUGGAUGUAUAGGCAAAUGGGAUAAUGAAAUUCAAAAUUGGAAAAGAGAAGAUCAUAAUAAAUUUGUGGCUUUAAAAAGUUUAAAUAAUUCAAAAAAUGUUACAUUAAAAUUUAUAAGAGAGGUUAUGCUGCAUAAUAAAGUGAAAGAUAACUUUUAUAUUAUAAAGCUGUAUGGUAUAACUCAAGAUCCAGAAACAAAAGACUAUAUAAUGGUUAUGGAUUAUGCAAAAGAUGGAAGCUUACGAAAUUAUUUGGAUACAGCUUUUAAUAAAUUAAAUUGGGAUAGUAAGAUUAAAUAUUUGUGUUGUAUUGCAUCUGGACUUGAGAAUAUUCAUAAUAAUAAAUUAAUUCAUCGAGAUUUACAUAUUGGGAAUAUUCUUAAAAAUUAUGAAGUUAUUCAUAUAACUGAUAUGGGAUUAUGUAAGCCUGCAGAUUAUGAUGCAUCAGAAAAUACAACAAACAAUAUAUAUGGUGUUCUAUCUUAUAUAGCUCCUGAAAUUUUAAGAGGACAAAAAUAUACUAAAGCUGCUGAUAUUUAUAGUUUUGGUAUAAUUAUGUAUGAAGUAAUUUCUGGACUACCCCCAUAUCAUGAUAUAAGCCAUGAUAGAAUUUUAUCAAUAAAAAUAUGCCAAGGACUUAGGCCAAUGUUUAAUAUUAAAGUACCUCAGUUAAUUGUGCAUUUGAUUAAAAGAUGCUUAGAUGCAAUACCAUUAAAUAGACCAAAAGCAAAAGAGAUUAGGGAUGAAUUAUGGAAAUGGAGAUUAGGAAAUUCAACUGAAAUACAAAAACAAAUUAAAGAAGCAGAUGAAAUAAACAAAAAUUUAUCAAAUAGUAUACCUUCAACUAGUCUAUCAUAUAAAACUCAUUCAGAAGCUAUUUAUACAAGUAGAUUACUCGAUUUUAAUAAUCUUCCUGAAUCAAAAAAUUCUGUUGAUUAUUAUGAACAAAAUGAUAAUAUAAUAAGCAAGGAAUUUUCAGAAUCUUUACAAAUCAAUAUUUCUCAAUUGAAUAUUAAUGAGAAUGAAUCUUGUCAAAUUAAUAUUUCUCAUUUGAAUAUUAAUGAGAAUGAAUCUUCACAAAUUUCUACUAUUUCUCAAUUGAAUGUUAAUGAAGAUAGUCAAAAUAGCGAAUCGGGAAGUAAAAGAAAAAAUCAUUCCUUAAGUCAAAAUAACGAAUCUGAGAGUGAAAGAAAAAAAAUUAGAAUAGAAUAAAUGUAUAAUUGUAUAUCUUUAUUCAGAUUAUUGCUGCUAUACCAAAUUUAAUUAUAGAUCAUUCUUUUUUUCAAAGAAAAAAUUUGUCGUUAUAAUUUAAAAUUCUGCUUAACAUUGACUUCUUAAAAUCUAGGUGGAUGGAUCUAAAUUUGAAUAAUUUUUAUUUAUUUAUUUAUUUAUUUUUUUUUGCUUUCUAUAAUUUCUAUAAUUAUUUGAAUCGCAAUUUUUUUUUUUUACUACAUAAUGAAAAGUGGAUAUGAAUUAUGUUAAGCAGAAUUUUAAGUCAUAAUGAUCAUAUUUAACUAAUGCGUGUUUUUUUUCUCUUUUGUUCGAUCUUUUUUUUUAAAUAAAAUCAAUAUAUAAUAUUAGAAGUAUACUUUUCAUCUCAACUUCAAUACCAUUUAACAUAUACAAUUUAUAGCGAGUAUUUUCGCAUUAAA